UUUCAUUCAUUAGGUCAACAAUCAACAUACAUAUACUGAUAUAGGCCUAUCUAGGUUAGGCUAGGCAGUUUUAGUUAACAAUACUUCUUGAAUUCCAGGCAAUUGAUUAUAUCAAUUUCUCUCAUACUCUAAUUGGAUAUUGAUCCAAAAUGGCAGCUGUUGCAGAGCCUCUAACCUUACAACAAGAUGUGAAAAGAGCUGUGGAGCUACUUGAAAAGCUGCAAAAGACUGGGGAGAUUCCAACUGCUAAACUUGCGGCGUUGCAGCGAGUGCUGCAAAGCGACUUCCUUACUGCCGUAAGAGAGGUGUACGAGCAUGUGUAUGAGACUGUCGACAUCUCAGGGUCUCCAGAAAUACGUGCUUCAGCAACAGCAAAGGCUACGGUGGCUGCAUUUGCGGCGAGCGAAGGCCACGCUCACCCCCGGGUCGUGGAGCUCCCUAAGACCGAUGAAGGGCUUGGCUUCAACGUGAUGGGGGGGCGGGAGCAGAACUCCCCCAUCUACAUCUCCCGCAUCAUCCCGGGCGGCGUCGCUGACCGACACGGCGGCCUCAAGCGAGGCGACCAGCUGCUCUCUGUCAACGGGGUCAGCGUUGAAGGGGAGAACCACGAGCGGGCAGUGGAGCUGCUGAAGGCGGCGAUCGGGUCCGUGAAGCUCGUGGUGCGCUACACGCCGCGCGUCCUCGAAGAGAUGGAGAUGCGCUUUGAUAAGCAGCGGACAAACCGCCAGCAGCACGCGCAGUAGGCGCUGCCUGAGAAGACACAUCCGUGGCUUCCUAGCAAUGAGUCGCAACGGAAGGACGUUGCUUCUACGAGCGUCGUGUGUUUAGUUCUUUGACGGUUUUUCCAAAAGCCACUUAGAAGAAACUUCUGAGGCAUUUACAUUUGUUAGUCAUUUGAUGUUUUAUCUUAGGAAUAAAUCAAUUAUCUUAUAAUUGAUAGCUAAUUUAUUCAGAAAUAAAUUAAUAGUUGUAUAAUUGAUUUCUAAUUUAUUUGCAUGUUGAACUGAUUUCAUGUGAAUUUCUAAUGAUUGUAAUGGUUGUGACUGUGGCAGCUCAGAUAAAAAUGAAGCUAAAUGUAUUAGAAUAUUUCCUAAUCACAAAUAUAUAGUGUCAAAUUCAACCCUUACUCAGACGUUAAAUCUGUUGUUCUUCUAGUCACGUAUAGUGUUGUACUAAUAGCUUGCUCCACCUUUCCCAGAAUUUAUUCUGUCAUGUGUUCUUCUAAUUUAGAUUUGUAUUAAGUGCAAGUCUGCAUUAUCUGUAUGGAGUGGACGUUCUUGCAGAUCUAAUCGUUGUCUCGCGUCUUAGUCGUCACUGACCGGCAUCAUAAACAUUUGUUUAUUGUCUGGACAUCCCACUCACAUGGUUAGUGUUAAAGUCUCUUGUAUGUUCAUAUUUUAAGAAGACAAAGUGAUGGGGGGGUUUAUAUAAUUUUAUUGACAUUAUAAUGUUUGACUUUAUAUGUUCUGUAAUCGUGUAGAUCGUAAUCGUGUUAAUUGUGAUUAAUGCUGCAGGUGUUGGAAGGAAAUUACCAACAAGUUAUUCCUUAUCUGUGUCUUUUUAGGUGAUGAUGCUAUUUCGUAUGGGUUGUGGGCGCGAUUUGAAUAAUCAAAUUUUACCAAUUUGAGCAACAAUUCAUCUUUUAUUUUCGCUCUCUUAUUAGUAAUUUAUAACGUGGUAGAGGGAAUAGAGUUAGCUUCCUUGCAUUGUAACUGGCUAUUCACUGUAAUAAAAAAUUAGGCUGAAGAAAUUAAUACAGGUGCUACUAUGCAGGACAUUUCUAAAUUGUUACAUGGGUGAUUUUGAUCUGUAUGUUGGAAAAUUCAUAUUGAUUGUAGAUUUAUUCUAAGUUCCAAUUUAGCGCUACUUUUAAUCUACUAAUUUUAUGUUUCUAAUGAAUUAUUUUUUUUUUAUGGUAUUUACUGUCUCCAGCCAUGUCUUGUAGGCACUUUUAUUUUUAGACAAACUCUGCUUAGCUUGAACCUGAUCUACAGCAAGUCGAGUUGUGUCGAACUUUACAAUUGUGUUGUUUAAGAUUAAGUUAUUAAGUUGACAGUUUUUUUUGCGAAGCAGAAACUUUUGACUCACUUGAUCUCAGUUCAGGUAAUAACGUUUUCUUAGCAAAUCUAGGGCUGCUCUGACAAUGCAUUUAAUGAUUUAUUGUUAGUAUUUAGCUCAUGAAAUUGUGUUGAAUGAAGCUGAUGACAAUACCGGCAGAGUAUCUGCAAUUGCCCCACUCGUCUGUUGCAGAGCCAUGUUGACGUUCGGCCUCUUAUUUAGCUAUGAGUCUGUUAUGUGUGCCUGCUGCGCAACUGUCAGCUGUGCAGGGCCUUUUGGUUGACGUUGUGUCUGAUUAGUGUUUGUCAACUAAAUACAAUAUUAUUUUUCUCCUAAAUAUCUCCAUUUCGUAGGAGGCAAAGUUUAAAAUAAUUUUUAUUUCAUUUGUGAAGAGAAUUUAAAUUAAAUGUUUGUUUUUAGUAACGUCUACCUCUGACACGACGUUAUCUCAUCUUUCUACGAAAAUGAUGAACUGUGCUUUCUGAGGCUGGUAAUGAUUCAAAAUAUUACUAUCAACUUAAAACUUUCGAUUUAAAUUUUAGCCUGGUUUACUCUAUAGAAGAGAACGCAUUCAUUAUUUGGGAUAUUUAUUACCUGUUUUUGAAGUCCUACUGAAUCCUUUAUAAGAACAAUUAAAAAAACGUAUAGUUAUUACAGCAAACGUGCAAUAUCGUAUCUAUGUCUGACACUAAAUGAAGUGCUGAAGUUUUUUUUGAAGAAUUUCUAGAUCUCCUUAGGUGCCUGUGAAUUUAUGUCAUUUAAUGUCAUUCUAUGUCAUCUGAUUGCUGUAUUUGAGUUUGUUACAGAAAUAACAUCUUUCGAGCAUUCCUCUCUAGAACUUCUUUCUAAAAACCAUAUUUGAUUUGAGUAAACUCUGUUUUAGGUAUCGUAAUUAAAGCCAUUAAGCAUU
Molecule: messenger RNA, 2968 nt
Organism: Hyalella azteca
Lineage: Eukaryota; Metazoa; Arthropoda; Malacostraca; Amphipoda; Hyalellidae
Gene: veli
Product: protein lin-7 homolog C
Exons: 5
Coding region: 150-743 (197 amino acids)
Biological process (GO): maintenance of epithelial cell apical/basal polarity; neurotransmitter secretion; protein localization to basolateral plasma membrane
Cellular component (GO): synapse; basolateral plasma membrane; cell-cell junction
Molecular function (GO): protein binding
Source: RefSeq, a predicted model, not a curated record